AUGGCCUCAGAAUUCGAAACAGUUCGCACCAGAAUCUUAACCGGCUCCGGCUCAUCCACUCCAACCAGACGCCCCUCCCUCCCUACAAUAGCCCCGCUAACCCCCUUCCACCAUAAACCCCCUCCUCCCGAGAAUCCCACUUCUCCUCUCACAAACCCCAACUUCAUAACCCUCCUAAUCACCCACCUCUCCAACCUCUCCACCACCCGCAUCUCCCAAGGUUUCCUCCACCUCCAUCCUUCCCCCAUUCAUACACCCCUAUACCUCCCCUCCCCUCUACCCUACUACACCCACCUGACCGACCUCCUCCGCCGCAUCGAUGUAAACCUCUCCACAAUCCCUCACACAAAACUCCAACGAUUCUUCUCCCACCUCCUAUCUCGUCAAAUCCACUGCAGCAAUCUCCUCUCGAACACCGGGACCGACUACUCCACCACCCAAAGAAUAAGCACAUCAAUCUUCACCUCAACAGGAAUAACGGAACUAAACCUCCCACAUACAAAACAAUACACCUCGGAAAUAAACUAUAUAACCUCACACUCAUUCACCCAACGUGAGCGUAGUAGUAGUAAUCAUCACCCCACAGAUUUUGGAACAGUAUUAAAGGGCAGAGACGAUGUGUAUAACUACACCAAAGCCCUUGUCCACUUUUUAACAACCUUGAUAUCCCCGAGUGGAGAACUCACCCAAGAUCUAAUAAAGCAAACCCACCGGAUCCUGGUCACCGAUAACCCGGUUAUAGAUUCAAAACCAUGGGAUCAAUACGGCGGCUGGUACCGCGAUUACCGUCUCCUAACCCCAACGGACCCUAUUUCACAUUCACAGACCGCAUCUUCGACUUCCUUCUCAAGUCACCUAAAUAGCGCCAGUCAUACGAACAACAACUCUCCAACAACCCCCCGCCGCUCAAGCAGUAUCUACACCUUCAACCAACCCGAAUUCAGACGCACAAGUAGUAUCUACUCCCUUCCUCCAGAAAACUACACCCCAAGACGUCUCAGCAGUUACAGCAGCAGCAUCUCCACCCCUUCAUCACUAGCCACAUCUCCCACAUCUCCGCGUCGAGGGAGUAGUCUAUACUACCCCAUAACCCCCAUAACCGAACUCUGCGAAGAAGAAGAAAAAGCAGAAGAAGAAUUAGAAUCACCAUCCUCGCAAAAGCACCAAAUAAAAGACGAAGAACUCUUCCCAUCACUAUCCCACCAGCAACAAUCAAUCCCUGACUUAAGACCACGAAGGGAAUCAAUAGACCCCCGCGCCGUCUCAAUGUACAUGUCAAAACUAAUCUCAACUUACCACGCACAACUUGCCAUGGACCGUUCAACCUCUACAGACCCGAAUCAAAGAAAUAUCGAAGAUAUGCUAAGAGAACAAGAAGAGGAAGAGACAAUUUCAGAUCCAUUCGCUUUAUCCGCUUGGCUAGUUACGGAGUUUAUGCAUAUCCAUCCUUUUAUCACUGCAAAUGAAGAAAUGAGUAGGAUAAUAUUAUCGGGUGUGUUAAUGAAGGAACUGGGGAUAGUUUUGGUUCUUGGUGAUCCAGAGGAUGGUGAAAGUGAGAGAGAAGAGUAUUUGGGGAUAAUGGAAAGGUGUGAGGAAAGACAUAGGGAGAACGGACAGGAAGGUUAUGGGGAGAGUUAUGCUGAGUUUGCGGCUUUGGUGGUUAGGAAGGCUGUUGAGGGUGUAGUAGAGAUCGCGACGAUGGUGGGGAGGUCGUAG
Molecule: messenger RNA, 1716 nt
Organism: Orbilia oligospora ATCC 24927
Lineage: Eukaryota; Fungi; Ascomycota; Orbiliomycetes; Orbiliales; Orbiliaceae
Exons: 1
Coding region: 1-1716 (571 amino acids)
Source: RefSeq, a predicted model, not a curated record